This is a messenger RNA of Saccoglossus kowalevskii, 1380 nucleotides long. Its product is annotated as hydroxymethylglutaryl-CoA synthase 1-like. NCBI's taxonomy places the organism in Eukaryota, Metazoa, Hemichordata, Enteropneusta, Harrimaniidae. Gene Ontology annotation, biological process: acetyl-CoA metabolic process. The record is from RefSeq and is a predicted model, not a curated record. Gene Ontology annotation, molecular function: hydroxymethylglutaryl-CoA synthase activity.
AUGCCAAGUUCCGACACUAAAGAGGUCGUUGGGUGGCCUGAUGAUGUUGGUAUAAUUGCACUGGAAGUGUACUUUCCCUCUCAGUAUGUUGACCAAUCAGAGCUGGAGAUAUUUGAUGGUGUUUCUACGGGAAAGUAUACCAUCGGUUUGGGUCAAGAUAAAAUGGGGUUCUGCUCAGAUAGAGAGGAUAUCAACUCACUGUGUCUGACGGUGGUUCAAAAGCUGAUGCAAAAUUACGAUAUAUCGUACGAGUCGAUUGGACGACUUGAAGUCGGUACUGAAACUAUUAUUGAUAAAUCCAAAAGUACAAAAACUGUAUUGAUGCAGCUAUUUGAAGAGUGCGGUAAUACAAAUAUUGAAGGAAUCGAUACAACCAACGCAUGUUAUGGCGGGACAGCAGCGUUGUUCAAUGCACUUGCCUGGGUUGAAUCCAGUGCAUGGGAUGGUCGAUAUGCAUUAGUUGUAGCAGGUGAUAUAGCUGUGUAUGCCACUGGUAAUGCUAGGCCUACUGGUGGUGCUGGAUCAGUAGCAAUGCUUAUAGGACCUAAUGCACCAUUAGUCAUAGAAAGAGGUUUAAGAGGAACACAUAUGCAGCAUGUUUAUGACUUUUUUAAACCGGAUUUAUCAUCUGAAUUUCCUAUUGUGGAUAGUAAACUUUCGAUACAGUGUUAUCCAAGUGCGUUAGAUAAAUGUUAUCAACGGUAUAUUAUGAAAGCAGAAAUGCAGAUGUUAAAAGAUGGAGAGACUGGUCCCUUUUCGCUUGAACACUUUGACGCUAUGUUUUUUCAUUCACCGUAUUGUAAAUUGGUACAAAAAUCGUUUGCGAGGCUUAUGUUAAAUGACUUUCUUAGAGACUCAAAUGCGGAUACAACUGAGAAUGGAAUAUUUUCCGGUCUUGAAGCAUAUAGGUGUUUAGUUUGUGAAUUAAUAACAUCAGUGGCUGACAUAGCUGGCAAAAGAGUUGGGUUGUUUUCUUACGGUUCAGGAUUAGCAUCUUCCAUGUAUUCUAUAAAGUUUUCAGAAGACACUGCACCAGGCUCCAAAUUGUCCAAAUUAUCUGAGGUCUUAUCAGAUGUGACUGUUAGGUUAGAUUCACGAAAGAAAACUACACCAAAAAUAUUUGCAGAUACUAUGAAGCUGAGACAAGAUACUCAUCAUCUUGCUAACUACACACCAGUUGGUUGUAUUGAUGAUCUGUUUCCUGGUACGUGGUAUUUAACGCAUGUAGAUGAGAUGCACCGUAGACAGUAUCUCUGUACACCAUUGCAUGUGAUCCCAGAGUCAUUGCAAUCUUCUGUCAUUCCUGUGGAGACUGUGUCAGGCAAGAGACCUUCUUCAAUACCAUCACCAGAAGCAGCCCCUUCAAAUUGUAAAAUAUAG